Drosophila innubila is the source of this 438-nucleotide messenger RNA. RefSeq lists its product as uncharacterized. The record is from RefSeq and is a predicted model, not a curated record. Bases 1 to 438 code for a protein of 145 amino acids. Lineage: Eukaryota; Metazoa; Arthropoda; Insecta; Diptera; Drosophilidae. The transcript has a single exon.
AUGUUUUCGUUGUUUGGCAAACGUAAGCCAGCUGAGACACCGACUGAGGAGGCCAUUCAGGGCCCAACGGAUGUACCGAAGCAAAGCAUCGGCGAUGAUUUCAUAUUUGUGGAACGCAAAACUGACGCAGAUCCCGUAACAUUGCCCGGUGGAAUGAUGUAUCCACCCAUUCCGCAGUCAGCAUACGGCCGAAUGCCUAUCCGCCUUGGUCCCAAACCCACAAUGGGAACGGGGCCCAAUCAAAACACACCUAUCAAUUAUCUGCAGGACAUUCCGUUUGAGCUGUCGCCGCAACUAACCAGCAAGGAUGGCUUUAAUGGAGCCCAGUCGCAAGUAGACGGUAUCUUGGCUUUAUUGACGCGUCAAAUGUCCGUGGACGCGAUGGCUGAGGAGUACACAUUCACCCUGGAGCGUUCUGUGCAAAACGAUUGUUUCUGA